UUUCCCUGAACUCGCAUCAACACUCCAUCUCGAACGCGCAUCACCUGCUGCUCACCACCCCGCCACGAACGGAAGCCGCAGGCCCAAAAGUCGACACAGUUCGAGUGCCCCCCGUCUGCUGCUAAUCAACACCUCGCUGUACGCUUGAGCACCGCGGGCCUAAAAGUUGACGCGCCAGCGGCAGCUUCGAGCUGGAGCAGAACUCUCGGGACCUUGGAGGCGAUGCCGACGCGAGCUGAAGCAGAACUCUCGAACAGCGCCCCGCGACGAGGCGGGAAGCUGGCCAGCCCUUGGCACCGAGCGGCUGGCUGGCCGACUGGCACACAGCCGACUGCGGCCGACCGACUGUGCCUGGCCGGCCGACCGCUAUGUACAACCGCGGGGGCGCGGACAGCUUUGCGCUCGACCCGGCCCGCCGCCAUGCAUUCGGGACACCAGGUGCACGGGCGGCUCCUGAGGAUUCGGAGGGGAGCUCACCCUCGCAGAACCCCAAGCCUGAGGGACUCCCCACAAGGGGAGGGGGAGAAGGAGAGAGCGGGAGAGGGGAGGGGGGGAGAGGAGGAGGAGGCGGUGGAGGAGGACGACGACGAUGACGACGACGAGCAGGAAGAGAGGAGCGGGAGGAGGCUCUGAGAGUAGGGCUCGCACGGGCCAGUCCCGACCCUGGACACUGUGAGACUCGGCCGGCGCCUCUCAGCCCGCGAUAAGCCUGCCGAGGAGAGCGCAGCAGAACUGGAAGAGAUUGGCGCUGGGACCCGACACAUUCAAAAAGGGUGGGACCACCCCGAGCGCGCCGCAGCGCUGGGGAUCCAGCCGCCCAGCGCUCUGCCCCCACAUUUCACACCAGCGAUGCACGGGGUCGGCGUGGCGGCUCCGGAGGGUGAAGGAACAUGACCUCCGUGUGUCGGGACAGUGCGGGGCUCGAGAGUUGCAGCUCCAGGCAAGAGGCUGCCUCUCUGAAGCAAAUGUCGGUCACGAUGCCCAGUGGCGUUCGGACAUCGGCUGGCGUCAGAUGCUAGAAUGGGCCUCCGGGGUCCAGACCUGGCGUGCGGAGAGAUCAGAGGGUUUCGGGACGCGAAUCACGCCGUGCCCAGCAGACUACCAAGGCAGCCAUGCCCAGCCGACUACCUAGGUUGCGAUGCCCAGCCGCGCGAUUGGCCCACCGCCCACCGCCCCGAACAUGUAGCAAAAAACUGACGAUGACUGACUAGAAACAGCGGGCGGUGAACGCGAAGACUGACAGAAAAAGUUCCCGUGCGAGUCCUUGUGACUCGUGAAGGUGGCGAGCAGGGGGAGCUGCAGCGUGCGGCGCGAGCAGAGAACUCCGGGGCAGGCGUGGGAGCCAGGGGACCGGCGAGCCCGAGGCGAGCCCAGGCAGUGCUGCAGGGCUGCCUGGCGACCGAGGCCGACGCUCACUCGCGCCCUUGCGCGCGGCACCGCGCUGCCGCACCGCGCGGCGGACGCCGGCCGGCCGGCGCCGAGAGCCGCGCGGCCCUCGCCCUGGCCGCGGCGAGGCGCGCCACGGCGCGCAACCGGCAGUCGCAGGUGCACCGCCCCGGCACUGCACGUUCGCCUAGGGCGCGUCCCUGUCGGCGAACCUCUGCAGCCUGGGCCGGCGCCCCAGCUCGCAGGGAGGGCUGGCGACCAGGAGCCGCCCCGCCUGGGUGACGGGCGCGUACGUGGCGCAGGCGAGCUCCUCCAGCAGGGACUGCAGGCAGCCACACCUCCCUCGACUGUCCUGGCCGGCUCGUGGCCCUGCGCGCGGAGCGCGUGGCCGCCCCCCAGGAAGGCCGAGAAGCGCCCCGCGCCCGACGCCACGGAGCUGGGCGGCUCGCGGCCGGCGGCCGCCCCCUCCACGGCCAGGCCUCCGCGGAGGCGCCCGGCGGCCCCCGCGGCGCGCGCGAAGGCGACGCGGGCGGCGGACAUGCGCGCCUCUCCCCGGCUGCUGCGCGGGCGGGGCGGUGGGGCCGGGGUCCUGGGCCAAAGCGGCU
Messenger RNA from Prorocentrum cordatum, 1991 nucleotides. The record is from the annotation of a GenBank genome assembly. Lineage: Eukaryota; Dinophyceae; Prorocentrales; Prorocentraceae.